AUGGUCAAUGAUUGUAUGGAGUAUGCACAUAAAUGCCAAGCUUAUCAGUUUCACGCCAACUUCAUUCAUCAGCCACCUGAGCCGUUGCAUCCGAAAAUUUCUUUGCACCCAUUCGAUGUCUGGGGAAUGGAUGCAAUCGGACCCAUCACUCCGAAAUCAUCGGCUGGUCAUAUGUACACUCUAGCAGCCACAGAUUCCUUCUCAAAGUGGGCAGAGGCGAUACCGCUCAAAGAAAUAAAGAAAGAAAAUGUUGUGGACUUCAUUACGGGAAGCAUUAUACAACACUAUGGUAUACCACGGUUCAUAAUCACAGACAACGCCAAGUAUUUCUCAAAUACCGCAACAAAAAAGUUGAGCAAGAAAUUUCACUUCAAGCUUCACUUCUCUUCGAUGUACAAUGCUCUGGCAAAUGGUUUGCUAGAAGCAUUCAAUAAAACGCUUUGUAAUAUUCUGAAGAAAACUGUCAGCAAGAAGCAGAGGGAUUGGUACGAGAAAUUGGGCGAAGCUCUCUGGACUUAUAGAACGACGUAUCGGACAACCACAAAUGCUACACCUUAUUCUCUCAUCUAUGGUGUCAAAGCCAUGUUACCAUUAGAGAAAGAAAUUUCGUCAGUGAGAAUAGCUUUGCAAGAAGACUCUGUCUCUGCCAAUUUUUGGGUACUUGUGCCUAUGGCGCAUUUGUGA
Molecule: messenger RNA, 684 nt
Organism: Argentina anserina (silverweed cinquefoil)
Lineage: Eukaryota; Viridiplantae; Streptophyta; Magnoliopsida; Rosales; Rosaceae
Exons: 2
Coding region: 1-684 (227 amino acids)
Biological process (GO): DNA integration
Molecular function (GO): nucleic acid binding
Source: RefSeq, a predicted model, not a curated record